AUGCCCGCAGACGACUUUGUCAUCCUCGAGUCGGACGACGGCUACUCGUUCGUCGUGCCGCGCAACAUUGCCAUCGCAAGCGGCACGCUGAAAGCAAUGCUGGACGAGGACGCCGCGUUCCAGGAGGCCGAGAACAAGACGUGCCGGCUGCACUACCGCGGCAUCAUCGUGCAAAAGGUCAUCGAGUACCUCGCGUUCAAGGUCCAGUAUGCCGACUUUUCGUCGUCCGACAUCCGCGAGGACUUUGCGGAUCGGAUCGAUCCCUACAUUGCGCUUGAGCUUCUCACCGCCGCCGAUUACCUCGACACAUGACCCACCACCAUCACAUUGUACAACUAGAACCAUCAUGCA
This is a messenger RNA of Vanrija pseudolonga, 351 nucleotides long. RefSeq names its product Elongin-C (gene Eloc). The record is from RefSeq and is a predicted model, not a curated record. Gene Ontology annotation, biological process: ubiquitin-dependent protein catabolic process. The transcript has 3 exons. The coding region runs from base 1 to 312 and encodes 103 amino acids. Gene Ontology annotation, cellular component: elongin complex. Gene Ontology annotation, molecular function: protein-macromolecule adaptor activity. Lineage: Eukaryota; Fungi; Basidiomycota; Tremellomycetes; Trichosporonales; Trichosporonaceae.